Messenger RNA from Homarus americanus (American lobster), 624 nucleotides. Its product is annotated as tyrosine-protein kinase Srms-like. The record is from RefSeq and is a predicted model, not a curated record. The transcript has a single exon. Lineage: Eukaryota; Metazoa; Arthropoda; Malacostraca; Decapoda; Nephropidae. Gene Ontology annotation, biological process: protein phosphorylation. Bases 1 to 624 code for a protein of 207 amino acids. Gene Ontology annotation, molecular function: ATP binding; protein kinase activity.
AUGAAAGUCCUCUGCGACUCCGAUCUUGAAUUUUUGUUCGAAGAGAUCCAGAUGCUCAGAAAACUGAACGGAGCUGGUGGUGCCCCUGUUUUGCAUAGCGUUUGUAUCGAUCCCUUUAUCAUUAUCCAGUCAUAUGUAGGGAUGCCAUACGAAGAAUACUUAUCACGUUCCUCACCCAAUGAGGUUCUCUUCUCCCUGGUAAAACUUGGUGAAAGAUUAUCAGAAAUUCACCAGAAAAAUUUGUCACACAACGAUUUGAAAGUAGACAACGUCACCGUCACCUUGCUGCCAGGUGGUGAGGCCGACCUACAUAUUAUCGACUAUGGUGAAUGCAGCGUAUUCGGUAUGCCUUUAGACGAGGUAUACAGUGUAAUGGACAGUGCGCGCAUCUACUGGGUUGCCCCAGAAGUGAAGAGGGGUGAUGUCAUCACACGCGCCUCCGACGUUUAUUCAUUCGGACACAUAAUUCAUACGAUUUAUGCAGAGUUCACGAGCUUUAAUGAUUCCAUUAAAACUCGCCUCCGCGAUUUGCAUCUGAGAGCCGCCAAAGUCGACCCCGAAGUCAGACUAUCACUGGAUAGCCUAAUCGGUCAUUUGACCGAACUGGCUCACCAAAACCAGUGA